This is a messenger RNA of Paramecium pentaurelia, 505 nucleotides long. Lineage: Eukaryota; Ciliophora; Oligohymenophorea; Peniculida; Parameciidae. The record is from the annotation of a GenBank genome assembly.
AUGAGCUUUAUUAACUUAGAAUAACUUGAUCAAGAAAACUCACUAAUAGACUAUCAUAAAAAAAUUAAUGAAACAUUUGUUACUCUAUCGAAUACUAUUCAUGAACUUCAAAUCCAUAAAUCUGUUUUGUAAUUACAUUUUCAAUAUUAAGUUUUAGAUACUAAUAUUGCUUAACUCUACUUAGAGUAAUUCUGUUAAAAAUUUCCAUAAGCGAUAACAUUUACAUUACUAAUAGGAGAAGGAGCUAAAAUUCUACAUUUUGAGAAUGAAGUAGCAGAAUACUUGUUUAGCAAAAGAUUUUGUAGAUUAGAUUUUAUAAUUGCAGUUGGAGGAGGAGUAAUUACUAAUUUAAUUGGAUUUUAUCCAACAUAUAUAUGAGAGCAUUUAACCAUUCAACAGAAUAAUAUUCAUUUUAUUUCCACAUAGUUAUUGGGAAUGUUAGAUACUAGUGUUGGAAGAAAGACAGUUAUCAACAACAUUUAUUGUAAUAAUCAACUAGGAGUGA